UUCUGUUUCAGCUUUCAGGUACUCAUUCAUAUCACGUGAUUUGUGGGAAGUGAAACCAAAAAUAAUAUGUUGUAAAACAAGGCGGAGCCUCAAUUUUUUCAGCCUUUAGAUCUUAAGUAAAAGAACCUGCAAGUAAAACGACCUGCAAACAGCGCUGGAAAGAAUACAGCAGAGGGGACACAGGGAAAGCGAGUUAUCGAUUCAAAAUUUGAAAACUCAAAUUUUUAAAUAAUAAUUUUAAAAAAAAUGUACGAGUUAGAAAAGGCGAAUUUAAAACGUUGUGGCACUUACAUUGUCAAUAUCUUGCGCCCUUCUUACAUCAAAGGAUUCAUGACAACCUACCUGCCUCCAGUGAUUGUGCAGGAAAUUCUUUCUCAAGAAUUACGCUCUGUAACCCUUGCUGCUGAAUUGUUCCUACAACACAUUCUGACUCUAGAUGAGAGUGGAUGGUUUCAGGAAUUUUUGGAUGUACUGGAAUCGCAAGGUUACACUGGACUUAAUGAAGCAAUCAAGAAAUGGAACUUCGAACAAAUUGAAAAACUGGAACCCUUCAAAAAGUUUUUGGAGUUAGUUGAGCCAUCUUUCAUUAAGAAUGUAAAGGCAGUGGAAAUUAUAACAUAUAUGAGAGAGUGUCUGUUUGACCAGGACUGUGAAGAGAUUCAAAGGCUUUCAAAUAUUGCUGGAGCCCAAAAACUGGUUGAAUGUUUAAAGAGGACAGACAAAGUAAACAGUUUCAAGCUAUUGAAAUUGGCAUUGGGGGAAUGCAAUUGUAAUAUUGUACUGGAUUUACUGGACACAGAAGACACAGGGGAUAAAAUAAAAGUGAAAAGCCAUGUGGGGAAUGACACUGAAUCUUCAUUCCGGAUUGAAAUCAGAGAAGAGGCAGAAGAGAACAAUUUAAGUGAAAACCAUUGUAAAGCUUCAGGAAAACAUGAUGAAGAACAUACUGCUGUAUGUGCUGGCAAAAAACUGAGAAAAUAUCAAGAAGAACUGGCUGGUCCAGCUUCCAGAGGAGAGAACACUAUCAUCUGUGCUCCAACAGGCUGUGGGAAAACAAUUGUGGCCCUUGCUAUCUGUGACCGUCAUCUCAAGAAUACAAAAGAAGGGCAGAAAAGCAAGAUUGCUUUCAUGGCCACGCGGGUGGAGGUUUAUGAACAGCAGUAUUCCCUGUUCCAAAAACAUUUUGCAGAUGAAGAUGUAAGAGUUACAGGUCUCUGUGGAGAGUCAGCAGAUGGAGUUCCUGUGGGAAUGUAUAUAGAAAACAACGACAUAAUUGUGCUGACACCUCAGAUUCUUGUGAACGCCCUCAAUUGUGGAACUGUACCUUCACUUUCCAUGUUUAGUUUGCUGAUAUUUGAUGAAUGCCACAACACAACCGGAAAACAUCCCUACAAUGUUCUAAUGACAAUGUACCUGGACAGCAAACUCGGUAACAAGAAUGAGCUUCUGCCUCAGAUUGUUGGGUUAACUGCUUCAGUUGGAGUUGGCAGUUUCAAGAAUGAAAGAGAUGCAGAGAAUAACAUUUGCCAGCUUUGUGCUUUCAUGGACGUGAGGAUCAUUUCAACUGUUAUUGAAAACAGGGAGGAACUGAAUUCUCACAUCCACGUUCCUGAAAAACAAUUCUUCUUUGUUGAAAAGCGCUCAGGAGAUCCAUUUACUAUGAUCAUUUAUGGAAUAAUGAGUAAGAUUGAAGAGCUGGCAAAAGAAGUCUACAAUAUAGAUUCUCUAUCAAACAUUAAAAAUAGGGAUUAUGGAUCACAGAAAUAUGAACAGUGGAUAGUAGAUGUGCAAAAAAAAUGCAGAACACUGCAACUGGAGGAUAAGCAGAAGGAAAGUCAGAUAUGCAGAGAGCUUUUCAAUUACACUGAACAUUUAAGGAAAUAUAAUGAUGCACUCAUUAUUAAUGAAGAUGCACGAACCAAAGAUGCACUGGAUUAUUUGGACACAUUUUUUGCAGACGUUAGAAAUGCCGGAUUUGAUAAAACAGAGCAGCUGCUCACACAGAUUUUUGAAGAUAAUUACCAGCAGUUGCAGCGAUUGUCAAAAGAGGAAUCCCGUGAGAAUCCCAAGCUCAAGGAGUUGAAGUACAUCCUGGAUGAGGAAUACAGGAACAAUGAACAGACCAGGACCGUGCUCUUUGUCCGGACCAGAGCCCUGGCUGAGGCCUUGAAAAACUGGGUUGAAGACAACCCUUCUCUUGCACACUUAAAGCCAGGCGUGUUGAUUGGUCGUGGGAACAGGUCUCAGCAAACAGGAAUGACACUGCCAUCUAAGAAAGGGCUGUUGGAGUCAUUUAAAAAAAAUAAUCAAAGUAAAAUAUUAAUCGCAACAUCAGUUGCUGAUGAAGGGAUUGACAUUCCUCAAUGUAACCUUGUGCUGCUGUAUGAGUAUGUUGGCAAUGUGGUUAAGAUGAUCCAAGUAAGAGGUCGUGGAAGAGCUCAGGGCAGCAAGUGCAUCCUUGUUUCCAGCAAGAAAGAGCAAAUUGAGAAAGAAAAGUUAAAUAUGAUUCGUGAAAAAAUUGUCGACCAAGCUGUCAUUAACUUACAGCAGCCCGGAAACACUAUGCUUUCCAAGAUUGACGUUUUACAAAGGGAAGAUAAGAAUGUGAGGGAUUAUAAUAGAUUAACUCUGCAAACGGUCAGAUCAGAUGACUGCUUUCAGCUUCUUUGCUCAAAAUGCAAGAGCCCUGCUUGUUUCACGGACAGCAUAAGAGUUUUACAGGGUUCACACCAUGUUGUCUUGGAUAAUGCAUUUUCGGAGUGUUACAUUACAAAGCCCCACGGAAGACCCAGAAGUUAUGGUGGGUUUCAGAAAAAGCUUAAGAUGUUUUGCAAAAAAUGUGAGCACGACUGGGGAAUAAUAGCCUCCUACAUGACCAUCGAAUACCUGCCAGUCGUCAAAAUAGAAAGCUUCGUGGCUGAGAACUGUGUGACCAAGGACCAGCAAUACUUCAGGAAAUGGAGAGAUGUGACCUUUGCCAUGAAACAGUUUGAUAUAGCAGAAAUGCAUGCUAGACUUCACACUGCAGGAAUAAACAACCUCCCAAAGUAAUUUGAAUCCAGAAAUCAAGAGCCAUGGCUUUUAAUACAAGGAAUGAAAUAAUCAUAAUGCUGUUUUUUA
Messenger RNA from Polyodon spathula (Mississippi paddlefish), 3120 nucleotides. It is a transcript of the gene rigi, whose product is annotated as DEAD (Asp-Glu-Ala-Asp) box polypeptide 58. The record is from RefSeq and is a predicted model, not a curated record. Lineage: Eukaryota; Metazoa; Chordata; Actinopteri; Acipenseriformes; Polyodontidae. The coding region runs from base 247 to 3051 and encodes 934 amino acids. Gene Ontology annotation, molecular function: single-stranded RNA binding; zinc ion binding; double-stranded RNA binding. Gene Ontology annotation, cellular component: cytoplasm. The transcript is spliced from 18 exons.